AUGCAGGUGUUAGGGGAUGUGGUGCGAGAGGUCGCGGUAGAGUUGGUACAGUUGCCCGUAGUGGCAGAGCAGGAGGCCAGCAGACUGAGGUCGGGAUCGUGGACUUUCGGCGGAUUCGGGAGAGAGUGCAGCGCCGAGUGUGGCGACUGCGUCGGUGACCCAUGCAGAUUCUUUGGCGGCUGUUGGUUACACAGGCUCCAGUGGCAAAGAGCAGCAGAAGUUGAGCAGCCAAGGGCUGCGGUUGUGGGUGUUCUGCUCUAUCUAGAGAUGAUAGGGCAGAUACAGAGGAUAGCUACACCGCUCUUUGAGGGUGGAGUAUGGCCGGAGGAGGCCGAAAUGUGGAGGUUACCAACGCAUGUGUUGUGUAAGGACGGUUUUGAGUCCUACGUGUUGUUUGACUCUGAAGAAUCGAAUUACUUCAUUACUACGGAGCGGGCCGAGAGUAGCUGCAUCCAGAGCAGCGCUGGUGAGCGUUUGGGUAUGGUCAAGGUGGCUGGAGGUGGAUUCCGGACUACUUCAGGCCGUGUUAUAGGAGUGGAUAUUCAGAUUGCGGGGUAG
Microthlaspi erraticum is the source of this 558-nucleotide messenger RNA. The record is from the annotation of a GenBank genome assembly. NCBI's taxonomy places the organism in Eukaryota, Viridiplantae, Streptophyta, Magnoliopsida, Brassicales, Brassicaceae.